Messenger RNA from Anopheles aquasalis, 673 nucleotides. It is a transcript of the gene mRpL30, whose product is annotated as mitochondrial ribosomal protein L30. The record is from RefSeq and is a predicted model, not a curated record. Gene Ontology annotation, molecular function: structural constituent of ribosome. NCBI's taxonomy places the organism in Eukaryota, Metazoa, Arthropoda, Insecta, Diptera, Culicidae. Gene Ontology annotation, cellular component: large ribosomal subunit; mitochondrion. Gene Ontology annotation, biological process: translation.
ACAAUAAUAAAACUUCACGGAUCAACACCACCGGCAGACAAAAUGUUUAAGGUGUUCCAAUCGCCGUCUGUGGCCACAUUCGGCCAACAAUUCAUACGAAACUACGGAAAACCCAACAAAAAGUUCCUGUACAAAGAUGGUAUUCUGAAGGAUCAAAUCUACUACUAUCCGAGGGACACCGAUCGACAGAUUCUACCACCGGCAACCGAAACGCCCCCGAAACUGUUCAGUGUCCGACGGUUGAAGCCGAUCAAGGGACUUCCGUACUGGGAGAAGCGUAUCCUUCGUGGAUUGGGCUUGUAUGAGAAAAACGGCGUUGCAGUCGUGAAAAACAUCCCGGAAAAUAAUGCGCGCCUGUGGAAGGUGAAGCAUCUGGUGGAGAUCCUUCCGAUCACGUUCAAGUACGGUGAACCGAGUGAGGCAGACGUCGAGCGGACGUUCCUUAAGGAAAACGGUGAAUGCGUUGUGAUUCGCAAACUGGAAGAGGUCGAUACGAACCAGGCUAAGCUGGAUGCCGCCGAACAGUUACGUACCGACCGGCUGCGUAUGGAUGGGGAAACGUUGCGAAAGGACUCGCGAUUGAAGUGGUUGAACCCGUGGUAGAGAGGAUGCUACCCGGUGGGUCUCUAGAGUAAUGUUUUGUUGCUGUAUUAUAAGAGUAGCUCCAAUCCGG